Molecule: messenger RNA, 621 nt
Organism: Blepharisma stoltei
Lineage: Eukaryota; Ciliophora; Heterotrichea; Heterotrichida; Blepharismidae
Source: the annotation of a GenBank genome assembly
AUGGAAGCAAGACCAGAAAAGUAAUUCUCAUUUAGUCACUACCUCUUCAAGGUAGUUCUAAUUGGAGACUCUCACGUUGGGAAAUCAUCUCUUCUCUUAAGACACUCAGAAAAAGUCUUCAAAGAUAAUUACCUCUCAACAAUCGGUGUUGAUUUUAAGCUUACUGAUGUCUAUAUUGAUGAUUCCCAUGUAAAGCUUCAAAUUGUAAAAUUUACUCAGUGAGACACAGCAGGCCAAGAAAGAUUCAGAACAGUUAUAAAUGGGUAUUAUAGAGGCUCUGAUGGCGUUGUUGUUGUUUUUGAUAAAUCAGAUAGAGAAUCAUUUGAACAUGUGGAUGGCUGGAUCAACGAAGUCGAUAAAUAUGCCUCUCAAAAUCCUAUAAAAAUCCUAGUAGGCAAUAAAAGUGAUAGCCAUCCUGUUGUAGAAACUGCUGAAGGAGAAAGAAAAGCUGUAAAAUAUAAAAUGGACUAUAUUGAAACAAGCGCCAAAGAACCAUUUCAAGUUGAUAAGCUAUUUGAUGUCCUUGCAAUGAAAAUGAUUAAAAAUGACAGAGGAGAAAAGCAAGGAGGUGAAAAAAUUUCAAAUAAAGAAGGCAAUCAGAAAAAAAAUUGCUGCUGAUAA